AUGAAGAGGCAGAAAGGAAAUAGCUUUCUUAUGUACUGGUUACUAUGGCACCUCCUACCGUUAGCAGCUGGAACCAGUCCAACGUCCAGUAUGGCAAUCACAUCAGCCAGUGCAACCUCCGGUGAAACCAGCACAUCCUCUAAUGCCACAUCCAGAGAGAUGGCCAGCAGGACCAGCACCACCCCAGAUGCAGCACUUGGUACAACCUCGGGUGGGACCAGCACACCCUCCAACCCCACCUCUACUGAGGUCUCCAGUGAGCCCAGCCCACCCUCCAGCCCUGCCUCCACUGAGGUCCCCAGUGAAUCCAGCACACCCUCCAACCCCACCUCUACUGCAAUCUCCAGCGAGCCCAGCCCACCCUCCAACACUGUCUCCACUGUAACCUCCAGCGAGCCCAGCACACCCUCCAACACUGUCUCCACUGCGGUCCCCAGUGAAUCCAGCACAACCUCCAACCCCACCUCUACUGCAAUCUCCAGUGAGCCCAGCCCACCCUCCAGCCCUGCCUCCACUGAGGUCCCCAGUGAAUCCAGCACACCCUCCAACACUGUCUCCACUUUAACCUCCAGCGAGCCCAGCCCACCCUCCAACACUGCCUCCACUGUAACCUCCAGCGAGCCCAGCCCACCCUCCAACACUGCCUCCACUGUGACCUCCAGCGAGCCCAGCCCACCCUCCAACACUGUCUCCACUGCGGUCUCCAGUGAAUCCAGCACAACCUCCAACCCCACCUCUACUGCAAUCUCCAGUGAGCCCAGCCCACCCUCCAGCCCUGCCUCCACUGAGGUCCCCAGUGAAUCCAGCACACCCUCCAACACUGUCUCCACUUUAACCUCCAGUGAGCCCAGCCCACCCUCCAACACUGUCUCCACUGUGACCUCCAGUGAGCCCAGCCCACCCUCCAACACUGCCUCCACUGUGACCUCCAGCGAGCCCAGCCCACCCUCCAACACUGCCUCCACUGUAACCUCCAGUGAGCCCAGCCCACCCUCCAGCCCUGCCUCCACUGUAACCUCCAGCGAGCCCAGCCCACCCUCCAGCACGGUCUCCACUGCAGUCUCCAGUGAAUCCAGCAUGACCUCCUACACUGUUUCAACUGCCAUCUCCAGUGAAGCCAGCACACCCCUCUACACUGUCUCCACUGUGGUCUCCAGUGGGGCCAGCAUAACCUCCAACUUUGCCUCCACUGUAACCUCCAGUGAACCCAGGACAACCUCCAGCCCUGCCUCCACUGUGGUCUCCAGUGAACCCAGCACACCCCCCUACACUGGAUCCAUUGCAGUCUCCAGUGAACCCAGGACAACCUCCAACACUGUCCUCACUGUGACCUCCAGUGAUCCCAGCACACCCUCCAGCCCUGCCUCCACUGCGGUCUCCACUAUAACCUCCAGUGAACCCAGGACAACCUCCAGCCCUGCCUCCACUGCGGUCUCCAGUGAAGCCAGCACACCCCCUUACACUCUCAUCCUCAGUGAAUCCAGCACACCUUCCUACACUGCCUCCACUGUAGCCUCCAGUGAGCCCAGCACACCCUCCAGCACGGUCUCCACUGUGACCUGCAGUGAGCCCACCACAACCUCCAGCUCUGCCUCCACUGUGGUCUCCAGUGAAGCCAGCACACCCCCCUACACUCUCUCCACUGUGAUCCCCAGCAAAACCAGCACACCCUCUUACACUGGAUCCAGUGAAAACUCCAGUGGGGCCAGCACAGUUGUCAACACUGGACCCAGCACGAUUUCUGGUGGGGCCACUACUACCCCCAACUCUGGAUCCAGUGCAAGCUCUGGAUCUAGUGCAAGCUCUGGCAAUUCUGGCACGCCUGCUCCCGCUGGAAUGCAAACAAGCCCCAACAGAAUUAGCACAAGUGUUGCUACUCCAGUCAGUGGGGUGAAGCCUAGUGGUUCCCUGGAGCCAUGGGAAAUCUUCCUCAUCACCCUGUUUACAGUGGUGGUGACUGUGGGACUCCUUGCUGUGCUCUUCUUCUAUUUGGUGAGUGCCUAG
Lepus europaeus (European hare) is the source of this 2004-nucleotide messenger RNA. It is a transcript of the gene MUC21, whose product is annotated as mucin 21, cell surface associated. The transcript is spliced from 2 exons. NCBI's taxonomy places the organism in Eukaryota, Metazoa, Chordata, Mammalia, Lagomorpha, Leporidae. The record is from RefSeq and is a predicted model, not a curated record. The coding region runs from base 1 to 2004 and encodes 667 amino acids.